Prunus mume (Japanese apricot) is the source of this 516-nucleotide messenger RNA. The record is from RefSeq and is a predicted model, not a curated record. Lineage: Eukaryota; Viridiplantae; Streptophyta; Magnoliopsida; Rosales; Rosaceae.
AUGACCAGUAAUAUGCAAGCAAAUGUUUCAUUUCUGAAUGGGAUUGCCAUGGGAGGUGGGGUUGGUAUUUCAGUACACGGCAAAUUCCGUGUAGAAACAGAGAAUUCGAUCUUUGCAAUGCUAGAAAAUGCUAUGGGAUUGUUUCCUGAUGUAGGUGCCUCUUAUUUCUUGUCAAGACUUCCUGGAUUUUUUGGAGAGUAUUUGGGUUUUACAGGUGCAAGGUUGGAUGGUGCUGAAAUACUUGCUUGUGGUCUAGCAACUCACUUUGUUCCCUCAGCCAAAUUGCCUCUAUUGGAAAAAGCUCUAAUUUCGAGAGCAGCUUCAGCUACUUCAUCUAGCUGUGAUCUUGCUUCUAUCUCAGCAAUUAUAGACGAAUACUCGCUGCAGCAACCGACUCUGAAUGAGAAAAGUGCUUUUCACAAAAUGGACAAGUGCUUUUCCAGACCAACAGUUGAGGAAAUCUUAAGUGCUCUUAUAAGUGCUCUUAUAUCAAAUAAACCAUACAAAAUAAGAUAG